AGGUAUCAAUAGUUGGUAUUGAGUGAAUAUGGACCAACCCAUGGCAAAUCGAACGUCAUAUAUCCCGACAAAACCAAAUUCUUCUCGCAGAAACCUUUAAUCCGGUAUAUGUUCUAUGUACGUGUGCCUGAUUCCACUACAAUCGUCUAACACGUGUUCCAGUACAUCUCUUGAAGUACUUCUUAACAUGUGAUGUUACCAGGUUGAACUGUUGUGACUGAGACCAACAUCUUAUACAACCGGGAACAACUCAAAAACAGCUUUGACAUCUCAACGGAAACGUAUCCCCAGUGAUCCAGAGCCAGUGUGCAUCAUACAUGUACCUGGCUUGAAGUAUGGCCCACUAUAACGUCUGAGCAAAGCCAAAGAUCCAGAUGAGAAGAUCGAAAAGCUGAAGGAGAGAUCAAACGUAGAAGGAUGGCAGAACCUCCAGAAACGCCAAAUCAAAUGGAAGUGUCAUGUACAAGCCUGCCGGCAGUUCUGGAAGAAACCCAUGGCUAUCACAGAGAAUAUUAUCAGCGUUUUACAAUGAACCUUGACCGUUUGAAACAACCUGAAAUUGAAUCUUUGGAACUAGCUGGCCGCCCAAUUCGGCGUCCAUCCUAUGAGCCCAUCAUCUUCCAACCUGAGUGCAUCUUUUGUACUUCAUAUUCAUGAAAGAAAUUCAAGUUAAAAGGAAGCUGGACAACAGAAGGCCUCACAAACUUCAGUCGGGAUGGAUGGCAGCAUGUCAUCGAAGUAGCUCAACGUCAAAAGAUGAGAGUGGGAGACAUGAGGUGCAGGUGGAACUCUGUCACGGUGAGCUGUGGCGUGCCUUCCACCGCCUGGGCACAGAGAUGAUCAUCACAAAGUCUGGCAGGAGAAUGUUUCCUGCGGUGAGGGUGCGGAUCCUUGGAGUGAGGGAAGAUAUGGCGUACCGCGUGUCUCUGGACUUCCAAGCACUGGAUAAUCACAAGUACCGAUAUGUCUACCACAGUUCUAAAUGGAUGGUGGCAGGCACGGGGGACCCGCCGCCAGCUGACCAACGCUACAGCCACCCGGACUGCCCACUAGGUGGCCGCCACUUGAUCAAUCAGGUCAUCUCGUUUGAAAAGCUGAAACUGACCAACAGAGAUGAUCCCCAAGAGGGACAGAUCUCACUGGUGUCCAUGCAGAAGUACACCCCCCGCAUCCACGUGUACCUUCUUAACCCUCACCUGGAAGUACAAGCUCACUUUGUGACAUCCUUUCCACAGACGGCCUUCAUGGCAGUAACAGCUUAUCAGAAUCAAGAGAUAACCAGGCUUAAGAUCGCAAGAAACCCUUUUGCCAAGGGGUUCCGAGAAUCCGACAAGAGCAGGACGUCCCUUGAGGCCGUCAUGUCAUCUCUAUGUAGUUACAUGAUUCUCAGAAAAAACGACACUUCUUCCAGGAAACGAUGUCUACCUAAAGAAGCAUCAGAUCUGCCAAAGAAAAUCUUCAAACCAAUGCCGACUCGUGUAGUUCACACGACCACAACAGACCAUUCGUUGCAUGCACAACCAUCAACCAAUCACUUCCAUGUACAGUGUGUCCCAGUCUCGAUCUACGGAGUAUCGGCUUGCUGCUAUAGCUUGUCACGUGAUGACGAGAUGAAGGAGCCAGCAAAAUCUGUGUGUGAUGUUUGCUCUUCCUUCCCCUACUGGAAGCACCCCACCCUUCAGUACCCUGGAGUGUAUGAACCAUACUCAUACCAACAAACAUUCCCAGACUACCAGGCCGACAUAAAACCAGACUCUAAGGCUGACAUUAAACAUGUGUUGAAAAUUGACACUUAGCACAGGUGCUCGACCGGGAACUGAGGACUUACGUGGAGAGAUCUGUAAAUUUUGGUCCAUUGGAUAUGUAUAGUUCAAGAAGUAAAGAAGGCUUUUACACAUUAUUUCGAGAUUUAUCAGAUGUGUUCAUAUGCAUAAGAUGUGAUUUAUAACGAUGUUAGGGGGCAUGGGUGGCCCAGUCGUCUGAGGCGCCGCGAUUCGCUGUGCAGAGUUGCGUCCCUUGGGCACGCCAGAAACCUAUGAUUGUGGGUUCGAAUCCCGGUUCGCCCCAGUUAUGU
Messenger RNA from Haliotis rufescens (red abalone), 2074 nucleotides. Its product is annotated as T-box transcription factor TBX15-like. The record is from RefSeq and is a predicted model, not a curated record. The coding region runs from base 654 to 1796 and encodes 380 amino acids. Gene Ontology annotation, biological process: positive regulation of DNA-templated transcription; regulation of transcription by RNA polymerase II; cell fate specification. Gene Ontology annotation, cellular component: nucleus. The transcript has 9 exons. NCBI's taxonomy places the organism in Eukaryota, Metazoa, Mollusca, Gastropoda, Lepetellida, Haliotidae. Gene Ontology annotation, molecular function: DNA-binding transcription factor activity, RNA polymerase II-specific; RNA polymerase II cis-regulatory region sequence-specific DNA binding.